UUGUAGUGAAUAAUACUCGCUCGAUACAGCACGAUGUAUGUACAUUCAGUUUGAUAUUUUAACAGAAUUUUUAAAAGUUCAAGUGUACAAAAUGAUUGAAUUCGCCAUUAUUCUUUGCACAGCAUCAAGUGCUCUUUGCCAUAAUUAUGGAUGGAGUCAAGGUUACUCCUCUUCUUACGCACAUCAGAGCGAGUACGCAUGGCAAGGGCACAAUAAUAAUUAUCAACAAGCUAUUCCAAAUCCACAAUAUUGGAACAAUAAUAAUCAACAAAACAACUAUUAUCCACACACCCAACCCAAUUACUGGUCUCAUGUAAAUUAUCAAAAUAUCCCACAACCUAACUGGUCCCAUGAAAACUAUCAAAAUAUCCCAUAUCAGUGGAGUGAUUAUAAUCAACCGAAUAUAAAUAAUUAUCCCAACCAGCAGAAUCCCAAUUGGUCCAACGGAAAUAAUAAUUGGCAAGUACAACCAAGCCAACAGCUAAAUACUGCAGAAGUCUUUGCCAAUGAUCGAGCUGCAGAUCCAAACCAACAAGCACUUCAAGCAGCGCCAAUGUACAAUAAAACCCACAACCCAUGCACGAGAGAAAUCGUUAAACCAGAUUUCAAAAGACCAGGCAGAAGAGUAAGCGAAGAGAAAUGCUUGGAUUAUAUUUGGCAGAUAAAGUUUAGGGAAGAUAGUAAUAUCAGAGGCGCUGAAUGUUCCAAAUAUCGCCGUGAAUAUUUAAACAUUACUGAAUAUCCAUUUAUUGGGGGACGCACUACGGAACCAGGAGAAUUUCCUCACAUGGUUGCUCUUGGCUGGAAGGCUGUGGAAGGUGAUUAUAUCUUCAAAUGCGGAGGGUCCCUCAUCAGCCCCAAGUUUGUGGUCACAGCUGCUCACUGCUCCAGGUCUCCUAAAGAUCCGAAAGUAUCCAACCAAGUACCUGAAAUUAUUCGUAUUGGUGCUAAAAAUUUGGCUAAAGGGUUGUUUAAAGGUAUUAACCAAUUUUACCCAAGGGAUGUAAAGAUUGUUAAAAUAACAAAUCAUCCAAAUUACAAAUCACCGAGGCAAUACUCAGACAUUGCGCUUGUUGAAUUGGAUAUAGAAGUUGUCUUUGACACCAACGUUCAACCAGCCUGCCUUUGGGGUGCUCGAGACAUCGGCAACUUAGGGGCUGCAGUUUCAGCUUCUGGCUGGGGAGUUACUGAAAUCGGAGGUAAAACUACUACUACUGAACUGCAAGUUGGUGAUUUGGACGUAAUCGACGACAACUACUGUGACCAGCUUCUGAGACCCAAGUGCAAUCGUUAUUGGUGCGGGCUGCAGGAACAUCAGAUGUGUGCUGGCAAGUUGGCCGGAGGUGUUGAUGCUUGCCAGGGUGAUUCGGGAGGACCUUUGCAAUCCAGAAUAAAUCUGGAUCCAAGACUAAAGGGAAAGAUGUACUACCUACUUGGUGUGACAUCAGUUGGUUUCGGCUGCGCUCGACAAAACACUCCAGGAAUCUACUCCAGAAUAUCCAGCUUUUUGGACUGGAUAGAGCCAAUUGUCUGGCCGAAUGGAUUUAUUAAAAGUGUGGUGAUAAUGGGAUUGAAAUCGAAAGUUUUAGCUUCAGUUUUCCUAUUUCUUCUACUAGAUAUAUUGGUAUACAGAUACUAUUAUAACGAUAGUGUAAAGGAAUUGAGAGGAAAGAGAGUUCAUAUAAUAAAACCACGUAUCAGUCAAAUUGUAUACUCCAAGGCAUGCGAAGAUGAAAAAGAACCAACUUACCUACAAAAAGGACGAAUAAGCGAAAAAAAAUGCUUAGAGUAUGUUUGGAAAAGAAGGCAGUUUGAAAAAUGUGAGAAAUAUCAUAAGAAACACGUAUACGGUAUAAUAGGAGGAUAUGAAGCUAUGCCUGGCGAUUUUCCUCAUAUGGCUGCGAUUGGUUGGCGAACAAUAUUUGGUGGUUGGACGUUCAAAUGUGGUGCAACAAUCAUAAGCCCAAGGUUCUUGGUGACUGCCGCUCACUGUACUAAGUCCAAGCCGCAUAGGAUCCUUCAGAACACUGUCCCAGAGAUUGUCAGACUUGGUGUCGUAAAUUUAAAGCAUUUUCCCAACAACGAUGCUGUAGAUGUGAAUAUUUCUAGAAUAAUGAAAUAUCCGAAGUACAAAUCACCCAGAAAAUACUUUGAUAUAGCGUUAUUGGAAUUGCAAGAAGAAGUGAAAUUUGGUGCUGCGAUUCAACCAGCAUGUCUUUGGAGUAAGUCAAGCACCAAAGAAUUAGGGAAAAGAGUUGUCGCGUCAGGCUGGGGGAUCACUAAUGUUGACAAAAGAAGUCCAUCUUCGUUACUGCGUGCAGUGAAUCUCCUCAUGAUUAAUGAAGAGUUGUGUGAACACCUGCUCAAGCCAUUCGCCAAUAGACAUUGGUCCAAGCUGGCUGAUCAUCAGCUCUGUGCCGGGGAACUAGCAGGUGGACUAGACGCUUGUCAGGGCGAUUCUGGUGGGCCAUUGCAAGUACAGAUGGAUAAUCAGCACAAAAUGUACUAUCUGAUCGGGGUGACAUCUUUCGGCUAUAGCUGUGGCCUCCCAAAUGUCCCCGGACUAUAUACGAGAGUAGCUAGUUUUAUAGACUGGAUAGAAGAUAAUGUUUGGAAGGAAGAUAUUGAUAGACUUAGCAGAAAUACCUCAACACUAAUUUCAAAACCCAUAAGAUAAGGAAAGUAAUUAUUUGUACACCCUUUUGACUACCUUGCCA
This is a messenger RNA of Aricia agestis (brown argus), 2717 nucleotides long. RefSeq lists its product as uncharacterized. The transcript is spliced from 25 exons. The record is from RefSeq and is a predicted model, not a curated record. The coding region runs from base 38 to 2677 and encodes 879 amino acids. Gene Ontology annotation, molecular function: serine-type endopeptidase activity. Gene Ontology annotation, biological process: proteolysis. Lineage: Eukaryota; Metazoa; Arthropoda; Insecta; Lepidoptera; Lycaenidae.